AUGGGUCUGAUGUCGCGCUGCAGGCAGAAGAUGGCGAAGAAUCUUCUCCCUGCGUUUAACCUGGAUCUUGUCCGCCAGCACACGGAUGUGAUCAAGGAGGAGGAGAGGGAGGAGGUGUGCAAUGCCGCCGCGUGCUACCCUAUCAGCGACAUCAACAACCUGGUUUUCAUCGGCACCUGGCGCGAUGCCGCGGAUGAGAAGUUGCUGCGCCGGUACCACAUCACUCAUGUACUAAAUGUGGCUCGUGAGCUUAUCCCGGAGGAGGAACUUCACAGGAUGAAUUCCAUACGCUUUGUCAAGAGCAAGUGCAUCCCGCUAAGCGACAGCCAGAAUGAGGAUUUGGAGCAGUGUUUUGACGAGGCCUUUGAGUUUAUUCGCAACGCCGUCCGUCAUGGCAGGGUCUUAGUGCACUGUCGCCGAGGCAUCUCCCGCAGUGCCGCGAUAGUGAUUGCAUACAUCAUGGCCUCAGAGGGGCAGUCCUUUCGGACGGCGUUCGAGAAUGUACGCAGAAAAAGGCCCUGCAUCUCUCUGAACUUGGCAUUCAUCCAACGACUGGAGGAGUUCGAGACUCACCUUCACCUCAUGCGCCCCGCUGAUGGCAUGAAAUACGAUGGGACAGGUGCACGGCGUAGCGAGCGCGUGGAUGGGUUGCAUGCCAACGAAAGCGUGCGUUCUGAGCCUCAAAGCUCGCCGUUAGACUUGCGAUGCGGGUUUGAGGAACGCGUGGUGUGA
Molecule: messenger RNA, 732 nt
Organism: Trypanosoma conorhini
Lineage: Eukaryota; Euglenozoa; Kinetoplastea; Trypanosomatida; Trypanosomatidae
Product: dual specificity protein phosphatase or MAP kinase phosphatase
Exons: 1
Coding region: 1-732 (243 amino acids)
Biological process (GO): negative regulation of MAPK cascade; protein dephosphorylation
Cellular component (GO): cytoplasm
Molecular function (GO): MAP kinase tyrosine/serine/threonine phosphatase activity; protein tyrosine/threonine phosphatase activity
Source: RefSeq, a predicted model, not a curated record